UGCCACAUAUCAGUGCCCAUCAGUGCCACCUAUCAAUGCCAAUCAGUGCCACCUAUCAGUGCUGCCAAUCAGUGCCACCUAUCAGUGCCAGUCAGUGUCGCCUAUCAGUGCGCAUCAAUGCUGCCUAUCAGUGCCAGUCAGUGCCGCCUAACAGUGACAGUCAGUGCCACCUAUCAGUGCCAGUCAGUGAUGCCUAUCAGUGCCAUAUAUCAGUGUCAUGUAUCAGUGCUGCCUUUCAGUGCCCAUCAGUGAUGCCUGUCAUUGCCCAUCAGUGC
Messenger RNA from Staurois parvus, 275 nucleotides. The record is from the annotation of a GenBank genome assembly. Lineage: Eukaryota; Metazoa; Chordata; Amphibia; Anura; Ranidae.